This is a messenger RNA of Plasmodium relictum, 2361 nucleotides long. RefSeq names its product cytoskeleton associated protein, putative. Bases 1 to 2361 code for a protein of 786 amino acids. The transcript is spliced from 3 exons. NCBI's taxonomy places the organism in Eukaryota, Apicomplexa, Aconoidasida, Haemosporida, Plasmodiidae. The record is from RefSeq and is a predicted model, not a curated record.
AUGGAAGAUUUGUUUAAUAAUAAGAAAGAAUUAUUUAUUGGUAAGAGAAUUUUUACAUGUGAUUUUACUGUAGAAUUAGAUAAUAAAAAAAAAGAAGACAGCAAUGCUACUGAAGAAGAAAAAAAUUGCAAUUAUGAUAAAUUAAGUGAUCAUAAAAAAUUAAUACAGGAUGAAUCAGAUGAAGACGAUGCUGAUAAUAAUUUGAAAAUGUAUUUACUUAAUCAAGAUAUUAAAAUAAAAAUAGGUACAAUUAGAUAUAUAGGAAACCUAAAUAAUCAAUUUCCUAAUAAAAUAUUUUACGGAAUUGAGUGGAAUAAAAAUUCAAGUGGAAAAAACUUAGGUAAUUACAAAGAUCAAUAUUAUUUUUUACCUAGAAAUUUUCUAAAAAAAGAAAAAACCAAAUUAUAUUAUAAUCAGUUAAAUUUUACUACUACUACUAAUAAUAAUACUAUUAAUAAACAUGAUGAAGAAUUUUUAAAUAAUUAUAAAAAUUUAUCACCAUGUUCAUUUUUAUCAAUUGAAAAUAUUUAUGUGGGAAUUACAUUUGUCCAAGCCUUAACAUUUAGAUAUAAUUAUUUUCCUGAAUUAGAUUUAUCUAUUGAAGAUUAUUUAACAAAAAAAAAAAAAAAGGUUAUUUUUUCAGGUGAAAAAAAGAUUAUGAAUUACUUUAAGAAUUAUUCACAACUAGAAAAUAUAACAUUAAAUAAAUAUUUAAUUUACGAAUGUGGAAUUACUAAUAAUUUAUUUUUUAAUAAUUUACAAAGUCUAUCGUUAUCCGGUAAUCUUUUUAGUAAUUGGAUUGAUAUUUUUAAAAUAAUUAGCUUUGCAAGCAAAUUAUCUUAUAUUAAUUUAUCAGAUAAUAAAUUCAUAAAGAUUUCCUUAGAUUCUAUUUUUGUCAAAAAUAUAUCAAAUAAUAAUAAUAAUAAUAAUGAUGAUGAUAAUGAUUUAAUUUAUUUUAAACAAAUAAAAGAAUUAUGUUUAGAUAAUACUCUAAUUGAAUGGGAUGACGUUUUAGCUUUAUCAUUUAUCUUUCCAAAUUUAGAAGUUUUAAGCUUAAAAAGGAAUUAUAUAACAAAUAUAAAAAUAAAAAACUUAAAAAUAACUAGAAACUGUAUAAUAUACAAAUACAUAACUAACGAAAAAUAUAAUAUAUUAUUUAAUAUUAAUAAGAAGGAUGAUUACUAUGAAAUAUUAAACGAUUUAAAUGAAAAUAUAAAUGAUAGAAAUUUUAAUUCUGAAGAAAAAAGGCACGAUUUUAUUUAUUUAAAUAAAAGUAUUUCUAAUAUGGAUAAUGUUAGUCAAUUAAAGAAAAAAAAUUUUUAUGAAAGUAAAAAUGUAAAAGAAAAUAACAAAGUUGAAAUGAAUAAUAAAAAUGAUUUGAAUGUAACAAACGAAAAAUGCGAUGAUAAAAAUUAUUUAAAUUAUAAUAACAAUAAUAAUAAUAUGAAUUUCCUCAAUAGUAAUGAAAAUGUAUUUUGUUAUAGCACUGAGUUUUUUAGAAAUUUAAGAAAAAUCGUACUUAAUGAUAAUUAUUUAUAUGAUUACGAAGAAUUAUUUUAUUUUGUUUACAAAAUAAAUUCUAUUCAAUCGGUAUUUUUAAAUGAUAAUAAAUAUAGUGAUAAUAAUAAAUUAAUAGAUAUAGUAUAUAGUUUAUGCCUGGAGGAAAAUAAUAAAAUGGAAUUUAAUAAUUUAGAUAAGUUUGAAUUUAUUAAUACAAAAUUUAAUAAUAUAAAGGAGUUUUUAUUUGAUAAUAAUGAAAUAAAAAAUUAUGAAACUUUAAGAGAUUUAUUUUAUAUUUUUUAUGAUUUAGAAAUAUUAAAAAUUCAAAAUAAAAAUAAUUUUAAAGAAAAAAAAAAUUUGAGAUAUAUCUUUAUAUCUAUUUUACCUAAGUUAAAAGUUUUAAAUCAUAGUUGUAUAAAUAAAAAUGAAAGAAUAAACUCUGAGAGAUUUUUUAUAUCUUUAUAUCAAAAAGAUCCAAUAGUAAAAAUAUUUAAUGCAAUGGUAUUAAAUAAUAGGCAUAGUGAUAGAUUAGAACAAAUACAUUAUGAAGCAAAUGAAGGUGAUAUUAAUACUGAAAAGAAAAAAUGUAUACAAAAUAAUUUAAUUAGCAUAACAAUAAUUCCUGAAUUUCUAAAUUCUCAAAAAUAUAAUAUUAUAAAAAAAAAAGUUAAUAAGUAUAUGAGUAUAAAAGAUUUAAAAUAUUUAUGUUCAAGAUUAUAUUCAAUUCCUUUGUCAGAAUUAAGAUUAUUUUAUACCGAUGAGAAUUCCCCUUUAUGUAUAGAAAUUUUUGAUACAAAUGCAAGUCUUUAUACAUAUGGAAUAGAUAACGAUUCUAAAAUAAAAGUAAAAAUGGAAGAAUAA